CUGACAUUCUGGAACUUCCUGCGUUGCAUUGAAAUAUUCGGACGAGCAAUAGGAAUAGCUAAGUACUCUAGUAGUUGGCUGUGAUAGAGAAACUAACUGAAAAACGAAUCCGUUGAUGGUUAUUUUGCUAGAUUGGCGAGCAGCUUCCCUUUAGGCGAUGUUUCGAGUCCGACAUGCAUGUAUCCUACAAAAUUCAAGUUUUUUUUUGGUGAGCACUCGCAGUGAGUAGGAGGAAAACGAUUCAUCGAAAGAUUCAGAGGAUUUCUACUUGAGAGGAUGUUGAUUUUAUACAUAGUGAAGGCCACGAUAGAGUACAGUGGAAUUAGUAUGAAAAGACUUCGUAGGAGAUCUAGAUUUUAACGAUUUAUGAGACGACAAUUUUUAGAAAGAACCAGGAUGACAACAAGUAUUCUACAUCAUACAAUCUGAGUCUUGAGUAUUGCAAGCUUCGUCAAAAUAACUUAGUGAGUUUGUGACUUCAAUCAUUGUAUCAUUGUUACCAAAGUCGAAAAAAACUGUCACCACGCGUAAUCAUCAUGAUGAAGAGGGUUGCUUUGCGGCUGUGUAUUGGUUUGGGCUUGCUUGCUAGCCCUUGCUCAGCCGCGGCCACCGUUUUUAGAGCAUAUUAUAGGCAUAGUGGCGAACUUGUGGGCGAUUACCACAUGCCAUCGACAGUGCCUGUAGGUUCCGGUAAAGGUGGAAAGCAGAAUGGCUUCACUGACAUCGAUGUGGAAACUCUUACAGGGGAGACGCAUCAUCAAGAUCAAGACAAAACUACUAGUAAGGCGCACGGAGGUGCUACGGAUCGUCUUUUCGUCGAUACCGACCUAGGGGUAGCGCAACAAGGAGAGCAACGAUUAAAGACAGUGAAAGACUUGAUAGGGUAUCUGUUGCCGACGUAUAAAGGCUUCGAAAGCGGUGUAAAGCUAGUGCUCGUCUGGUCCAUGUCACGCGGAGUCGCCCAUAGAAGAACUGAUGUAAAAAGUGUUCACCAAGAUAAUGCGGAGAAAGAUACCAGAGAAGAGUCCGCCUCCCCCAGCAGGCCACGAUCACCGCUCUUACCUUGCGCCGACGAGUCAGAUAGAGAUACGCAACAGCUUCUUAGCACCAUUGGAAGCGGAGAAGGAGAACAACUUCCCAAGACGAGAACAUUAACUACAAGUAGUAGCACGGCUUCCGUUUCCUCUAGUGGUCUGCUACGACAGCCGUCCGAGACUUCAGAUAAUUCCUUUCCCAGCUUGACCUUCCCUCAUCUUCAUAGGAUCGCAUCUUUCGGAGCUUCAACAAUAUGCUCCGGCUCUCCCAGAAACGCUGGCUCGAGGAAAGAAUCUGGUGGUACGGAUGAGGCUAUGGAUGAAGGUAUGGAGCAGGAGCAGGAGGAGGACGGACAAAGGGAAGCAUUGGGCACUGCAUCUCCGCACGAUGAAGCCACUUCUGUGCCUGCACGAGGUUUUCUACAUCUUCCACUUCCUGUCCGACAGCACCAGGAUAACCAGACUCCCCUGCCUGCUUCGUCCACCGAACAACCAGUAGCUGCUUUAGCGAGCAAGGUUGCCAGCCUUCGACUCGAAGAGAACGAUGGAGUUGACAAAUCUACACGCACAGGAGUUCGAGCUCUCAAGGUUGACGAUUGUGGUCAAAACCAAGAAGGCAUGGAAGCAGCUCUACCUCCUACCGUCGCCAACCUGCGCAUUGGUGAGCCUUUGCUUCUUCACACCCUACUCUCAGACAUUCAGGCAGCUGUACAUCACAUGCAUGAAAAGGAUCGGGAUGGUGGUAACCCGCAACCUAUCCCUAACCCUAAUACAGGUCGUGCUUCACGGGUUUCGUCAUGUUCUGUUUCCUCUACUGUUUGUGGCACAACAACAGGAACUCGUGGCCUUAGUCCAGCAUCAAAUGCAGCAGCCGGACCAGGGAAUCAUUACAGCUUCUUCGAUAGUAAACCACGAAAUGCGCAAGCGCAUCAUGACGAAAAAGAUGUAAUCUCAUUUCAUUUGACUAUCUGUGAAACGCCAGAAGCCAUGCGUGAUGCUCGGCAAAGGGCUUUUCAGGUUUUGGAGAACACUGCUCCAUUCUUGCCUCCGGCUCACCGCUUCCAGGGUAUGUUUCUUUUUGGUCCCGACGGCCGUCGAACAUUCGACGGACCUCCAUUUUCGAGGGUCAGGUAUGAGCAAGUUGCGACUUUGUUAGCGCAGAAUCGCGCACGCUCAGUACUACUAGGAGUGCAGAUUCAUGCCAUGGCAGAGAGAAGCGGUCUGCCAAUCGGCCAGUGGCCGCUCUUGCUGCGUGACAUUUUCUUCUUAAGGCUUCUUUGACACUAAAUAGAAUUAUUGGUGACCAGUACUAAAGCCUAACAUUAUUCGCAAAUAGCUGAAAUUAUGGAACGGAGACUUAUAGAUACAUAGAAGAUAGCAGAAGCGGCAUUAGCUCGACAGAUGAACAACAAUUAUAUCUAGAAGCAGAUAUUGCAAAUUAUGCGAAGUUCUUAAGAAUUCUAAUCGAUGAUGGUGGAGAUGCUGAUCGUAACGAGGAUAUGAAGCUAGUAGAACAGGAGGAGCAAACUGCUGUUGCUGGUAAUCAAGGUGAUGGAGGAAAUAGAGGGACCCCAUCCCCGCCCAGUGCCCUGCCUCCCGCACUACGAGAUCGGCAACUCGUCUAUGAUCUCGUUUCUGAAAUUUCCGGCUGGACGUUACUUCAUGCUAAGUUCAAGAUGAACCCAAGAGGACAAAAGAUAAGAAAUUCACGUGAGGCUGCAGCUUUACAUCCAGAACAAGCAGAUGAUCACGAACCAAUGCCCUACGCUGAUGAUUACGAGAUCAUCAAGGCAGCAGCGAGAUCGUCCCCCUUUGUUUAAGGCUUUCCCCGCUAAUCCAUGAUCUCUGAAACCUCUUGUUAGGUAAAUGAAUGAGUGAUUGAGUGACGAAGCAGCUUUCAUAUCUAGGACUGUCCCAUACCCAUACGUGGGAAGCGGCUUCAAGAUGCAUCUCAAGAUGGAUGAUCAUGAUUAGGCUGAGCUCUAACUUGUGCUUCAAUAUGCCAGCCCUCGCCUUCGACAAGACAAAUCUUUGGCCUUACAGGUCAUUGAAGGAGCUCGUGAUGGCGACGUGAUAGAACGCAUUAGUCCAGAUCUCUUAGCAGAUUUAUGGACGAUGUAGUAUGAAUCAGAUGAUUCAGUUUUAGAAGUAGUAGUUAUAAUGAGAUUGUCCUCAUGAUAGACAUAGUACCGAAAAUAUCUGUCUUCAGAUCGCGAGAUACUAUAGAGUAUGAGUGUCGAAACUUGCCGAAAAAUUCCCUUUUUCCUUUGUUUUGUGAGGUGUUUACACAUUUCUUCAACAGGCUUUGUAACAUUCAGACCACUGCAGAUUUUUCUGCUUUUCAUACAUGCCAGAUGUGGUGAUGCAGGCGAUUACGAAGCGACCACUUCCCUACACCACUCCCGGACUCAGAGAGUGGAAGUCAUCAACGGCAGCAAAUUACGAUUUUGACGUGAUCACUCCACCUCCGUCUGCUACAGCUAGUACCUUGUCUUCUGAGCAGCCUGUAGUUGCUCGGGUAGCACGUACAUCAAGAGCAUCGACAUCAACAGAAACUUCAACGAGUAUGAGUAACACAGCCAGCUCUUAUAGGUCUCGUCUUUCGAUUCCAAAACUGCGUUUGGACGAUUUACCCAGAUGGGUCUGCAGUGACGGUGAGGUCCAGAAGUACGCCUUGAAGACAGGGAUAGGAAGGUCACCUAACUCCAACAUAGAGGAGGAAGAAGAAAACGACCCAGAUUAUUGCAGCUCGACGUCUGGCGGAUCUACUGGCUCGCUUUCUCCAUGUAGACGUACUACAACAAGCAGAACCUCUGCUUCUCCGGCUCAUGAUAGUAGUUCUUGUGCUCAAGACGGCUUUAAUGUGCUUACGCGAUGUGAUCAAGUCACUGCUGAUGGUGAAGGGCCUCUUCAACAGCGGAAUCCAAUGCGUACAACUGUUCUAUCUUACCCAGCAUCACUGCAAGGAGACCAAGUUCCAGUAGUACGUGUAAAUAAGUCCACUAAUAUUUCUUCUAAGACACUGCAACUAGCACAACAUGCACAAUGUUCAAACGAACGACAUCAACAAGAUAAAAUUGUGACAUCAAGAACACCGACGGAAUCGCGUGUGAGGUAUCGCUUGCUCCCGAGAGAGGAUCCCCAGACCUCGCAUGCUUUUUCUGAGGAAGAAGGCGCUCGUGGUCGAACGACAUGGGAGAAGUAUCACUAUAGGAUGGCAGACACUGAUGUCCACAUUGCCCGCAUUGAAGAGAGAACUCGUCUACGAGAGCGACCCUGUAAAAGUACGCUUAAGGAAGACAGGAGAAGACUGGAAGUAAAGUCAGAGUCUGACUCAAGCGACUCAGUACUAUCUCAUGAACAAAAAGCGUGCGAGGAUAUGGAAGUGCUUGACCAGCAAAUUACCACGGCAUCAGUACCUCGACAGUCAUGUGGAAACGCAUAUAAACGUUUAAGGGAAUUUGCAGGACUAUCAUUGAGGCAAGAUCGGGAUAUGAUACUAAUUGCAGCACAGUUGGACGAAACGCUACCAACUUUGCGACACGCAACUGAAGUGGUGGAGUACCUUGCUCUCCCGGAACCGCUGACUCACGAUGCCGAACUGAUCUUGCAACUGAUAAUUAUGGCUUUCUAUUUCUUAGACAGUGGAAAAUGUUAUCUCAAAAUAUGUUCUUGUGGCAAAGGCAAUCAUUUGCCACAAGUACAAUCAUAAAGAGUUCGAGACCACAAUCAUUUGCCACAAGCUCAUCAAAGAACAUCAGAUCUCACACUUCUUAAGUACUCCUCUUGUUUCUUCUAUUCGUCCACUACGAACCUGCCAAACGUGAACGUCCGAGCACACUCUGAGGUCAUGUCUCUAAUCCCCGACUUGUGAAUCCUGCGAUUUUUCACACGGCAAGCAAUCAACUGCAGCAAAAUGAGGACUUCGCACUCAAAGCGGUGCAAGCGAACUCGCACGUGGUUCAUUGGUUGCCAAUCACAUUGCGACUCUCCUCAACAUUCAAGAAGAGGGCCCUGAGCUUAGACGCCUCCCUUAUUCACGCCCUUAAGUGA
Molecule: messenger RNA, 5087 nt
Organism: Amoebophrya sp. A25
Lineage: Eukaryota; Dinophyceae; Syndiniales; Amoebophryaceae
Source: the annotation of a GenBank genome assembly